AUGGCCUCUGCUAACAUUGACCCCGCCGGAGCCGCCGCCCUAAGGCCGCCCUCCGGAUCACGGAGCGUUGCGACUUCGCCCGCUCCUGCGUCGCUUUCUGGGUCCUCCCCGUCGGAGAAGGGGACCCGUCCGCUUGGUCCAGCCCCGCCUGUGCCUGGUGCCCGCUCUUUGCCCCUUCGCCCUGCACCGGCUCCGCCGUUUGGUGACAAGUGCGAGUACGCUCGGAUGACGUCCUUCUUUUCUGGAAACCUCCGUCUGUGUUCUCGCAAUGGUCUCCUUCGGCUUUUGACGUACUGGGGGUACGUUAAUUCAUGCGGUGAGCAGUUCAUGAUGUCUGAAAAAGCGAAGUUGUUUGGAGAUAUGACGUCGUGUGACAAAAUUAUGGCUGCAACAGAUCCUAUGACACACAAGUUUUUGGGUCGAAACGUGCGUCCUUUCGACUAUGCUGAAUGGGAGCGUCGUCGUGAAGAGAUCGUGCUUACGGGGUCGUAUGCCAAAUUUGCUCAAAACCAUGAUAUGAAAACAUCAUUUACUGGAGACGGGUUGUGCCGAGCUCGAGCCGGGAGACGUAAUUGGAGUGUCUGCCGCGCCGCUACUACGAGUACCGGUGGAAACCCUGAAGGCGGCACCAUCUUCGAUUCCUACCGGCCCCACAACAUCUACAUCACCACCUCGGGGCUCAUUCAACAUUCCACAUCUCCGUGGGCUUCUCCUUUAGUUGUCAUCCCCAAGAAGGACGGAUCUGUUCGCAUCACCGUCAACUACAAACGUCUCAACGCUCUGGUGGAUUUGGAUGGACAACCUCUCCCUCGAGUGGACGGUAUCUUGGAUUCUCUGUACACCGGGAAAGUGUUCUCCAUCUUCGACCUCAACUCGGCUUUCCACUACAUCAUUUGUGAUGAAGACACUGUCCCGCCCACCGCCUUUUGCACUCCCACGCAGUUGUUCGAAUGGCUUCGGAUGCCGCAGGGCGCCAACGCAAGUCCGUCUUGGUUCGUCAAGGUCAUCAACAGAGUGGUGCACGGUCUGGAGCGUGUGCUGGCUUAUCUGGACGAUGUCAUCUGUUUCGAUGAGGAACCUCUGGGACACGUGCUAAACUUGAUCGAGUUCUUCAAACGACUGCGACAGUACAACCUCAAACUGUCUCCAGGGAAGGCUCGCGUCGGCGCCACGCACGCCAACUUUCUCGGUCACACCAUCUCUCCGGGAGGUGUUAGCCCUGAUGGCGUCAAGGUUAGGGCGCUCACGCACAUGCCGCCGCCGACGAAUGUUAAGCAGCUUCGGAGCCUUCUCGGUGGACUCAGUUACUACCGGAAAUUCCUCAAGAAUCUCGCCACCAAGGUGCGGCCUCUCAACUCUCUUCUCAAACAAGGCGUCCCCUUCAAGUACACCCCGGGCAUGGUCAAGGUUGUCAAAACGUUGUUAAGAGAACUCGCUCGCCCCCCGAUUUUCGUCUUCCCGGAUUGGGCAGCAAUCGAGGACAACAGCCGUCCUCUUCGUUUAUGUUCCGACGCCCGCGCUAAUCUUCCUGCGGAGCGUAACUGGACCGUUUUGGAUCUGGAGGCUGGUGGCAUUGUUUGGGCCAUCAAACGCCUUCGCGGUUAUCUGUGGUCGACCAAGUUCAUCAUCUAUUCGGACCACAAAGCAUUGGAGAGCAUUGGCAAGGUUGGGGAACACAACGCUAGGGUGCAACGAUGGCUCGAAUUCCUGUCCAACUUCACCUACACCCUGAAAUAUCGGAAAGGUUCGGCAAACGGCAACGCGGAUUUUCUUUCGCGGUUGCCUUUACCAGCACAAGACACGGACAAAACCGGCCCUGACUGCAUUGAUGGUGUCGAUCAAGCGGGUGCUUUCCUCAUUCGGGCUUGCGGGCGCAGCUAUCACUCGUCGGCUACACCGGAGACUGCUCGGUGGCCCGUCAUCGCUAUGCCAUUGCCGAAGGGGCCUGGUACGGUCGUCGGCGUCGACUUCUUCGGACCUCUGCCAGUGACUGCCAAGGGCAACUCCUACAUUUUGUUGUUCACAGACCGUUUCAGUCGGAGAGCCGACAUGUUCGCAGUUACAGCGGCGGAAUUUACGGCGAGAGGGACGGCUCACAUCUUCGUCAACCAAUACAUGACCAAGUGGGGAUGUCCGACUACGUUAUUGUCGGACAACGGACUGCAUUUCUGCUCGAAGCUCUCCAUGGCGAUCUACGAGGUGAUGAAGAUCAAGAAGGUCACCACCAGCUCCUACCACCCACAGACCAACGGCGGCACGGAACGCGUCAACCACACGAUGGCCCAAAUGCUUGCGGUGGUCGUCAACGAACAGCAACACGAUUGGGACGUACAUCUCCCGCACGUUGAGUUUGCCUACAACAAUUCCGUGAACCAGUCUACUGGAUUAGCGGCAAACGAGAUCCACAUCGGACGCAUCCCGCGACUCCCGCUUUCGGUCUUCGAUCGUCCCACGGUAGGUGGUCAUCAAAGCUUGGCCCGCGAUCAACUCGAGUAUUGCAACCUGGCUGUCGAUCGCCAGCGCCGGGCCUACGAACUUGUCCGUGAGUACAACGCCCUGAAGAUUUCGCGAGUCGAACGCCGCAAUUCAUCCCUGCAGAACGCCAUUCACAAGCUCCCUCAGUUUACCGUUGGCGGGUGGGCUUGGGUGUACAACACGGCUGCUACAAUUCGACAGGGUGUGCAGAAGGACACGGACCAACAGGUGCUCAAGGCCAAGUUCGCACUUUCCUGAACGGGGCCCUACAAAGUUCUUGCGGUGGGUCCCACCUCUGCCGACGCCACUCCGGACGGCCGCCCGUUGGCGCGUAAACCCCUCUACCUGGACCUGCCUUCCGAUCUUUCCGGCCCGGCAGCUCGUUGUCGCGUGUCU
Molecule: messenger RNA, 2871 nt
Organism: Ectocarpus sp. CCAP 1310/34
Lineage: Eukaryota; Phaeophyceae; Ectocarpales; Ectocarpaceae
Source: the annotation of a GenBank genome assembly